AUGAGUCUAUUGGUUCUACCAUCCACCAAUCCUCUCAUGAAUCUGGCAGCUGGGAUUUUUGUCUACUUGGUUUUGACCAAUACCAUGGUCAUAUGCAACUUAGCUUUAGUUGUGGCAGUUAUUGAUAAUUGCACUGCAUACAAGGCUAUUAAGAAGGCUUGUGUACUAAGAAAGGGUAAAAAUUCGAUGGCUUUCUUGUUGGCUCUUCCGCUAAAUUUAGGUCUUGUUGCUAUUGAAGCCUUGUUCCGUUACCGGAUUGUAAGAUCUUAUCAUGAUCAUGUCUUUGGAAGGCUUAGGAUAUCUAUGGUCUUGGAAGGAUUGUUCAUUACUUAUUUGUUUUCCCUUCUAAUGGUCCUUGAAACAAUUACCAGUUACUUUUUUAUCAAGAGUUGUGAUUCAAAUUUUGGGAGAGAGCAAGCAGAAAUAUGCAUCCAAAUUAAGCUUGUCAAAGAUGAAACUCGAAUUUCUGAUGGUUCACAAGGACAAGAGGAUGAGUGA
This is a messenger RNA of Dovyalis caffra, 498 nucleotides long. NCBI's taxonomy places the organism in Eukaryota, Viridiplantae, Streptophyta, Magnoliopsida, Malpighiales, Salicaceae. The record is from the annotation of a GenBank genome assembly.